Prorocentrum cordatum is the source of this 4021-nucleotide messenger RNA. Lineage: Eukaryota; Dinophyceae; Prorocentrales; Prorocentraceae. The record is from the annotation of a GenBank genome assembly.
AAACAAGUGAAGCUCCCAAGGCCUCCAGCAGGCCGGAUCCGUAGACAUUUUGGCUCAAGCCGCUUGGUCUCAAGACCCGCGGCAAGGCGCAGCCCGGCUGCCUCCUGCCACCGCUCCCGCGACCCGGACGGCGCCGCCCUGCGGGCGUCGGCGCCGCCUGGGCGCCUUGCUGUGCGCCCGGCGCUCCCCGCGCCCAGCCCAGGCUUCGGCUCCCAGCACAUGGACAUCAUCACUAUUGCCGGGGUUGAGGAAGGGUCCGACGCAGAGUCCGCAGCGCCUGUACCUUCCUGCCCACCCCCGCCGAUGCCCAGCAGCCCCAAGACCACGCACGGCGUCAACAUAUAUGCGACUACGGCGGCAUUGUCCGCAGGCAUCGGCACCGAGGCGGACAGCCAUGGUCGUCAAUUCCCUGGCACACCUUCGUUUCCGAAAUGCGAUCCGACGCCGGGUUUCGGCCAGGAGUUGUCCAUGCGUCUAGAAAAGAUCGACAGCAAGCUCGAGUGGCUCACCUCUCGCGUCAAGAUCAACGGUGUUGCAGCCAUCCACCUCGACAGCUUUGCCGGUGGCCCCAGCCUUGGCUGCAGCGCCUUCGACGCACUGGCGCCGGGCACGGACACGGCCCAGACGACGAAGACUCUCCGCAAUGUGGCAGACGCAGGCGAAGUAAUCAACAUAGAGCCUCCAGCAGCGGUCACAGCGCUGGCGCCGGCCUUCUCUGGGCGCGACAGUUGCGAGUCAGGGUUGAGCAACGGGAGCCUAACACCAGGUCAACAGCAGCUCGACAUCAACAGGGUGGAAAGUUUGACUUUCACGGGUUCGUUCAGCUCUCCCCGCCGUGGAGCGUCGAGGAGCCACAGGAGCCUGUCACCAGACCGACGGCAGCGUGGCAUCAGCAGGGCGACAGCGCACAUGGGCGCGCCAAGCUCCUCCGGCGUGGAAGCCCCGAGGAGGAGAAGCGACCGCAGCAACUCGCCAGACUGACGGAAGCUUGACGUCGGGUUGGCGCCACCCGAGCGACCGCUGUCGUCAGAGCAGCCGACACGACUGAGCGUCGCGAGCGCCAUGAGCGCGUUGAACUCCCCCCGCCUCGACGUCGACGCGGCAGUCAUGAGAGGCACAUCGCACGCGAGCCACAGGAGCGCGAGCGCAUACAGCUCUGCGGUGUCCCGGCGCCGAGGGUCGACGAUGAGCGCGGUGGACGGUGGCCCGCUCAUUCCCAACAUGAGCCCAAAGAGUCCGAAACCGGUCCGGCCUUGGGCGUCCCUGGAUGUGCCUGGCCCUAGUCGGCUGUCGGCUUUCCCGCGUGCGUCCGAGCUGAGCGUGGUCAAGGAGAAGUCGAGGAAGUCCUUCCUGGUCAGGAGGAUGCUCGAGAAGUCCCAGAGCAAGGAUAUCGAGAAGGUGAACGUGCGUUUCCAGUCGCUUCCGCGGGCGCUGAGGGACAGCCGCAGCUCCACCGUGGACUACGUCCACACGGUCUUAGAUGACCCCACGUCAGGCAGAGUGGCGUGGUGGACUGCCAAGUGCUUGGAAGCUGUUGUGCUCAUCAGUGUGCUGGCCACCUUCCUGCAGACUGUUGAAGAUCCGCCCCUGCACGGGUGGUCAGCUGCCAUCGUCGAGACGAUUUUCGACAUCGUAUUUCUGGUGGAGGUCGUUACUCGCUGGGUCUGUGCCCCUAACUGGGUGAAUUUUUUCUUUAUCCCCAACUCGUGGAUCGAUCUUUUAGCCGCGAGUGCGAUCGUGGUGCGGGCAGCUGUUGGCUUCGUGCUCCCAGAAAGCCAGGACGAUGCAAUUUCAGUCAUGCUGCUGUGCUUCGUGCCCAUCAUUCGGCUGUUAAAGAUUUUACGAAACUUUGAGACCUUCAACGUGCUCAUCCAGGCUCUCAAGAUCACGAUGGAGGCCCUUCCGAUGCUACUGUACUCUGUGGCCCUGAUAACGAUGACGUUCGCCACCCUCAUCUACCUCGUUGAACCAGAGAUAUUCGAAUCGCCGUUUCGAGCUGUCUGGUUCUGUCUUGUGACCGUGACCACAGUCGGUUAUGGGGAUUAUUCCCCCGUUACAACGGCGGGAACCACAAUCGUCAUGGUCUUGAUUGUUAUGGGGGUCAUAAUGAUGGCCGUUCCUAUCGGAAUCAUCGGAAGCACGUUCAACCAAGUGUGGAACGCGAGGGACUACUCCUUGCUGCUCUCGAAGACUCGGAAGAAGGUGCACCAGUGGGGCUACACAGCCGAUGACAUUCACGCUCUGUUCAAGGCGGCAGGGCACUCUGACGAUACUGGAGUGCUCGAGCUCGACGAUUUCUGCGAGCUCGUGAAGGAGAUGAAGAUAGGGCUUUCCGAGGAUCGGGUCAUUGCUCUAUUUCAUCAUAUGGACAAAGAAGGCAGUGGCGCUCUGGACGCGGCUGAGUUUGCGCGUGCCAUCUUUCCAGGCGCGCGCUUCGACUACAUGUGCGAAGAGGAGCGACCAAGGCCGUUCUUUCAGCGGCAGAAUAGUCCCAAGAUCAUGCAGCGGCAGUCCAGCAGCAACAAGAGCUUACAGCGGCAGAGCAGUGGCAGAAGCAUUCGGCGACAGAGCAGCGGCAAGAGCUUGCUGCGGCUGAACGGAGGCCCCUUCAGUAGGAGCAACACUUCAGGUAUCAGUGGCAACACUUUUCUAGGCUGACCGCCGGCCAGCCCUUUGGCGUAGCUGCAUGACUGUCUUUUUAGCCGCUGGGGGAGCCCUUCUUCCCUGCUUCUUGCUCUUCUGCCCCCACCGCCCCCUGUCGUGCUAUCACUUGCUAGAGACAUGUAAUGUUUCUUCUUGAUUGCUGCAGUGUUUCACCAUGCGGUUAUUUGAAACUGCAGUGUUCCCGGACAGAAGACUUGUCAGAUGUGGAAAUCCGCAUCUCCUGGCAUGUUUCGGAUAUGUCCGCAUCGCUUCGCAGUCGUGCUUCUGCUUGAAUUUGGCACGUUUAGGCGAUGCUCGCGCGCCACUUGCCUCACAUCACGUGCUAACAGUCAGGUCGGUGCCCGUCUCGUCUGGUUCGCGGCACCAUCGCGAUAACCAGCACGAUCUCGGUGGGGGUGUGGCUGGCAUCCGAUUGUGGUUCUGGCCCGUCGGAGCAGUGAGGCGGACCCCUGCUGUGCUGGUCGUGUUGGCGCCCCCCUGCGCAGUGCGGCGUAAAGGGCACGUUCACGAAUAGUCUCCGUAUUUUUCUGGCAUGCGCAGUGGGGGUUGAAGGACGCGUGCAGCCAGCGCGGCCGGCGCAUCCAAUCAGAGAUUUGGGCGGCGUCUGAGCAGCGCCGGUGUUUUCGUAGCCGCACUUUCAAUCAUUGUUUGGCCGAUGGGCGCGGGCCCCCGCUCCUCUUCCCCUCUCCCACAUCGACCCGAUCAUGCCCUUUGCCAGCGCAUUGCCGUCGUCGCAUCUCGCCCACGACGAGGAAACGUCCGCAUGGCCCAGCCACUCAUUGCGUUUCUGUGGCGCCUCGGUGGCCCGCGCGCGUGCAGCCUAGUUCCCUGCUGUUCAGGAGGGGAAAAAUGACACAGACACAAAUAAACGGGGGAGGCGGACAAGGUAGGGAAUCGGGGGGAGAUGGGCGACGGAGCUCACUGGCAGGGCACGCAGGACCGCCCGAGGAGCUCUGUCGGCACGCUGUCUAGGCGCGAGAGGCCAGGGUUUCGCUGCGGGAGCUGAUUUCCGGUGGCAGUCGGAUUCUCGCCGAGUCCCAGUUCUCGGCCCAUACGGGGUUCCAACAGCACUGUCAUCCCAGCAGAAGAGCUUUUCCAGGUGCAGCUUGUGUCUGUCCCGCUAGAGGCGGCUGUGCUCGUCGUCGACGCGAUUGGUGCGCACGAAGCGCCAUCGCUCCAAGAUGCGGCCAAGAUGCGGGCUCGGACUGCUAAGUCGUUGCGCCGACUCGGUGCUUGGUGAGUCGGAUAAUCACGUAGUCACUUCUCGCUGUCGUAAGGCGCGCGCCUACGGAGCUCGUGUGAAGGAUGGCCGUAUCGAGCAAUGCAACCAUCAUUGCGCACGUACUGCUUGUGUCAA